Molecule: messenger RNA, 6887 nt
Organism: Sus scrofa (pig)
Lineage: Eukaryota; Metazoa; Chordata; Mammalia; Artiodactyla; Suidae
Gene: SEZ6L
Product: seizure related 6 homolog like
Biological process (GO): regulation of protein kinase C signaling; synapse maturation
Cellular component (GO): neuronal cell body; endoplasmic reticulum
Source: RefSeq, a predicted model, not a curated record
CUUUGCAGGGCCGACGGGCCGGCAGCCAGAGGAGGAGGCUGGCACCUGGGGCGCGGCCGGCCCCUCUCGCUCGCUGCCCGCCCGCCCCCUCCCUUCCUCCCCGCACUUGCUCGGCAAAGACUCGGCCCCAGCCCCCUCCCUCCUCCCGCUCGUUCCACGCUCGCUCGCUCGCUCGCCGGCUCCUCCUCACUCGCCGCCCGCGCCCGGCGCAGCACGGCCAGAGCGUUCGCCGGGCUGAGCGCACGUCCGCCCAGGGAGCUCCAGCGGCUGCCCCGGCCCACGGCCCCCUCCCUGGCUCCCACCUUCCCUUCCUCGCUUGCUACCUCCCUCCAUCCCCGGCUCCCGUGCCGUCCGCCCGCCCCGCAGCCCGCGGCUCCGCGCCCCCCGCAGCCGCGAUGCCCGCGGCCCGGCCGCCCGCCGCGGGACUCGGCGGGAUCGCGCUGUUCCUCGCUCUGCUCCUGGGAAGCCCCGCGGCAGCUCCAGCAGGAGAUGUGCCCCUGGAAGGAGAUGCUGGUCCUUCAGGUACCUACCUUCUACCCUCGGGAGCCCUGGAGAGCAGCAAUCUGAGCAAAGAGACCCCUGAAGAAAGAGUCACCACGGCCCCUCUGAAUCCAGUGCAGUCGGAGGAGGAGUUUAGUGAACCUGAGUCAGAGGGAACAGUCCCCUCUGUGCCUCAAAACCCUGCAGCCGCAUCCACGCUGCUUCCACUUCAGGAGGAGCCGGGUAGCAGGCACGCCUUCCCCUCCAGGAAAAAGCUGCCUUCACUCAAGCAGGUGAACUCCGCCAGGAAGCAGCUGAGGCCAAAGGCCACCUCUGCAGCUGUCCAGAGAGCGGGGUCCCAGCCAGCAUCCCCAGGCCUGGGUCUCCUCUCCUCCGCCACGGAGAAGCCCCGCCCCCCAGGAGAACAGGACCCAGUUGCCUCUGCAGGGGAGGAGACCCGCCCACUGUCACUGUCUUCGGAGGAGCCCCUCUGGCUGGAACGGAAGGAAGGUUCAGUCCCCACGACUCCCGCACCCCUGCAGAUUGCCCCCUUCACCUCGCAGCCGCUGGUGGCCCACACGCUCCCCCAGGGCCCGGAUCCCAGGGAGCCCGCCAUGGCCGAGGAGGCCCCGGAGGCUCCCCACGAGGAUGCCAGCCCCAUGACCCUGAUGGACAAAGGUGAGAACGAGCUGACCGGGUCGGCCUCAGAGGAGAGCCAGGAAACCACAACUUCCACCAUCAUUACCACCACGGUCAUCACCACCGAGCAGGCCCCAGCUCUCUGCAGUGUGAGUUUCUCUGAUCCUGAAGGAUACAUCGACUCCAAUGAUUACCCACCACUGCCCCUCAACAACUUCCUGGAGUGCACAUACAACGUGACAGUCUACACUGGCUAUGGGGUGGAGCUCCAGGUAAAGAGCGUGAACCUUUCCGAGGGAGAACUGCUUUCCAUCCGUGGAGUGGACGGCUCCUCCCUGACCAUCCUGGCCAACCACACGCUCCUGGUAGAGGGGCAGGUAAUCCGAAGCCCCACCAACAGCAUCUCCGUCUACUUCCGGACCUUCCAGGACGACGGCCUUGGGACCUUCCAGCUGCACUACCAGGCCUUCAUGCUGAGUUGCAACUUUCCCCGCCGGCCAGACUAUGGAGAUGUCACAGUGAUGGACCUGCACUCUGGCGGGGUGGCCCACUUCCACUGCCACCUGGGCUAUGAGCUCCAGGGUGCCAAGACGCUGACGUGCAUCAAUGCCUCCAAGCCCCAUUGGAGCAGCCAGGAGCCCAUCUGCUCAGCCCCGUGUGGAGGGGCUGUGCACAACGCCACCAUUGGCCGCGUCCUCUCUCCAAGUCACUCUGGAAAUGCCAGUGGGAGCCAGUUCUGUGUGUGGACGAUUGCCCCAGAGGGCCAGAAGCUGCAUCUGCACUUUGAAAGGCUGUCACUGCACGAGAAGGACAGGAUGAUGGUCUACAGUGGGCUGACCAACAAGUCUGCUCUUCUCUAUGACUCCCUGCAAACCGAGAGCGUCCCCUUCGAGGGCCUGCUGAGUGAUGGCCACACUAUCCGCAUCGAAUUCAUGUCUGACCAGGCGCGGGCAGUCUCAGCCUUUAACAUCCGGUUUGAGGCCUUUGAGAAAGGCCAUUGCUAUGAGCCCUACAUUCAGAAUGGGAACUUCACCACGUCUGACCCUACCUAUAACAUCGGGACCAUCGUGGAGUUCACUUGUGACCCCGGCCACUCUCUGGAGCAGGGCCCAGCCAUCAUCGAGUGCAUCAACAUGCGGGACCCCUACUGGAAUGACACUGAGCCCCUGUGCAGAGCCAUGUGUGGUGGGGAGCUCUCUGCUGUGGCUGGGGUAGUACUGUCCCCAAACUGGCCAGAGCCCUACGUGGAAGGUGAAGAUUGUAUCUGGAAGAUCCACGUAGGGGAGGAGAAACGGAUCUUCUUAGAUAUCCAAUUCUUGAACCUGAGCAACAGUGACAUCCUAACCGUCUACGACGGUGACGAGGUCAUGCCCCACAUCUUGGGACAGUACCUUGGAAACAGCGGCCCCCAGAAGCUGUACUCAUCCACGCCGGACCUCACCAUCCAGUUCCACUCGGACCCUGCUGGCCUCAUCUUUGGGAAGGGCCAAGGUUUCAUCAUAAACUAUAUAGAGGUGUCAAGGAACGACUCCUGCUCAGAUUUGCCUGAGAUCCAGAAUGGCUGGAAAACCACUUCUCAUACGGAGCUUGUGAGGGGAGCCAGAAUCACCUACCAGUGUGACCCCGGCUAUGACAUCGUGGGGAGUGACACUCUCACCUGCCAGUGGGACCUCAGCUGGAGCAGCGACCCCCCAUUUUGUGAGAAAAUUAUGUACUGCACCGACCCCGGCGAAGUGGACCACUCAACCCGCCUGAUUUCUGAUCCCGUGCUGCUGGUGGGCACCACCAUCCAGUACACCUGCAACCCGGGCUUCGUGCUGGAAGGCAGCUCGCUCCUGACCUGCUACAGCCGCGAAACUGGCACACCCAUCUGGACAUCUCGCCUGCCCCACUGCGUUUCGGAGGAGUCCCUGGCAUGUGACAACCCAGGGUUACCUGAAAACGGGUACCAAAUCCUAUACAAGCGGCUCUACCUGCCAGGAGAGUCCCUCACCUUCAUGUGCUAUGAGGGCUUCGAGCUCAUGGGCGAAGUGACCAUCCGCUGCAUCCUGGGACAGCCAUCCCACUGGAACGGGCCACUGCCUGUCUGUAAAGUUAAUCAGGACAGCUUUGAACACGCUUUAGAAGUAGCAGAAGCGGCAGCCGAGACAUCUCUGGAAGGGGGAAACAUGGCGCUGGCCAUCUUCAUCCCGGUCCUCAUCAUCUCCUUACUGCUGGGAGGCGCCUACAUUUACAUCACCAGAUGUCGCUACUACUCCAGCCUCCGCCUGCCCCUGGUCUACUCCCACCCCUACAGCCAGAUCACCGUGGAAACCGAGUUCGACAACCCCAUCUAUGAGACAGGGGAAACCAGAGAAUAUGAGGUUUCCAUCUAGAGAAGGCUGCGCUUGAGAUGGGAACUUUCACAUAUGAACUCAACUACAACCUCCUCGAGAACUUCAUCCAGAGACUACGUGGCAUUUGAUGGAAAACCCCAGCGUGUCAGCUGUCUUUUCUUUGGACACUUUAUUGAUGAUUUACUGUUUUCUUCGCUGUAUUUAUUAUAUUUAAAAUCAAAAAUAGGUGUGGUUAGAUGUACUGCCGCUGCAGCCAAACUCGUGGCACAGCCUCACUCUGAAGGCGGGUGGAGGAUCAGUAAAAUAGCAAACACAGCAGCAGAGGGAAGAGAAAAAACAUAACCAAAGGCUGUUUCUCCCAUCAGCAGUGCCCUGCUACGGCUGCAUCAGAUUGCAUGCAUCUUCGAGAUCCAUGCUCAUGGAGUUCUUUGUCCAAGUCUGAGUCCCAAGAUUAGGUUGGAAUGUAGCAUGGAUACUUAAACACCUCUGCUCCCAAACCAAGCUGUGUCCUCCCUUCUAAUUUUCCAAGCUUCUGGAAGGUCUUGCCCCAUCCCCUCCCCACCCCUCUGCAGUCCCCCUGAAAGCUGCAGGGGUGUUACAGAAACCUUCUCUUUCACCACCCUGGCCUCGCUGGAUGCUGGCAAAUUAAGAAAGUGUUUUCUUUCUAAAAUGAUGACAAGUGACAAAGGCAAAUUUUCAGAGAAGAGAGAUGUGAGAGUUUCAGUGAAGAACCGGAUGAGGGAGAAUGCUGGGUAAGGGAAUCGAGUUAAUAAAAUGUUCUUUUCUGUGACACUCUUUCAGCAAUGAAAGAGCUGGUCAUUUGUGCUCCAGGUGCCGAGUGGAUCACUGUGUUCAGCAAGGCCACCCUUGAGCCAUGAUCGUAGAUCCAUGGGCUUUGGAGGCAUGAGCAUCAUCGCCCAUAUGGUUAAAAGCCUUUGGGUUACAGGGGAUAAAUCCAGGGCUGAGCUCUGUUUCCCUGGAAUGCCAGAGCCCUCAAAAUACGGGAGGCUCAAGUGCACUGUCCCUUUAAAAGGGGGCACCUUCAGAACACACCUGCAAUCACAUAUUUUGGAGGGAAGGUGGGUCCUAAAAGAAGAAACUACUUUUCUAUUCUCUGAAGCUCUGCUUAGAUGUUGGGUGGUGGUAUGAAUGCUUAAUCAUGGAGGUGCCGGGGAACAGGCAUAGGAGGUUUAAAGCCAUGACCAGCACCCACUCACACGACUCAAACUCCAGUGAGAAGAGAAAGCGGGAUUUCUGGCCAAAAAGGAAUUCAUAGCAUCUUGUGACUCUCAAGAGCAUCCUUGUUGGUUUUUUUUUUUUUUUUUUUUUGGCCAUGUCUGUGGCACGCAGAAGUUCCUGGGCCAGGGCCAGGGAUCGAACCCACUCCACAGCAGUGACCCAAGCCACAGUAUUGACAGCUCCGGAUCUAUAAUCGGCUGAGCCGCCAGAGAACUCCAAGCAUCCUUGUAUUUUAUCAGGGUCAUUUAGCCCCAGCCCAGUGGGACUGGUGGGUUGUGUGAUGAUCUGGAAGAUUCAGGUGCGGGGGUGAGGAUGCAGGGAUGGACUAGCAUGUGCGAGGCUGAUUCAUCUCCCUAGUGACAGCCCAGAGGUCGAAGAGGCAAGCUGGCCCAGUGGUUUGGGGGCCCUCUUGGGUGCCUUCCCAUGCUCUCUAGAAUUGUUUUCAAUAGCUGAUUUUCAAACAACAAAAAACCUUUCUGGCUGCCCUACUUUGGGAGAAUGGCUGGGAGUCCACGUCUGGGGAGCUCUCUUAGGAAGCAUCUGGAACAGAAGACAGCAGUGGGCUUUGUACACACGCACACACUCUCCUCCCAGCCAGGAGCAUGGACCUUAAUCUUGUGGGAUCUGAGGCCCAGAUAUUUUCCUUCUGCCAGAAAAGAACCCUGAACACGUGCUCUUUCGAGCACUCACUUGUGAUGCACAGCAAGAGAUCAUAAAAGGCUGCUUUCCAGCUGCCCAAAGCCCACUCCAUUUUUUGAAAGAAAGAAGAAAAAAAAAAAAAAAAAACAGGAGAAAUGUUGCAGACAAUUAGUGAGCAAUGUCAUGUUUGGAGAAAGACCAGCCAUGCAAAUAAUGCAAACUUUUUUUUUUUUAAGGCAGAAUCCAAUCUUUGCUUUUAUUUCUAUUUGAUGCUUAUUCUAACCCUAACCCUGGGUCAUCAGGAAUGAAAAACUCUAUUAAUGAUAAUUUAAUUUUAGAACAUACUACGGUUAUGUGAACACUAAACAUUUGCCUUUCAUAAAGACUGACAAAAUAUUCUAACCCUGUUCCCUAACCUGGCCAGACCCAUAGCCCAGGAAUUCUUAUUGGCUGUUGGAUGGGUAGAAAGGGGUUGAUUUCUUUUUUUUUCAGGAUACCAAUGUCUUAGUUCUGUCUUAGUAGUACAGCACCUGUAACCAUGUUUUCAAAGUUUGUUUUAGCCUAAAGAUGGUUGUGCAAGCUUGACAAUGUACAGUGUGGUUGAAAAGACAGGUUGGUGUCUAUUUUUCUUUUUAAAAUAUCUGAAUGUGUCUUUGUAAUAUGUAAAGGUAAAACACAUAAUAAUGAUAGUGCCAAAAAUUUACCAAGCAUCUCAUUUCAGCUCAUACCCACCUGUUUUUAUAAGAUCAGUGCUAAAACCCACUGGGAUUAAAUAUUUUUGAAGAGGAUACAAUCUUGAGAAACUCGAGAGUGGACUGCGCCUUCCUAUAGGUUACUCUUUGUUUUUAAAACAUUGAGGAAAUACGUUUACAGAGAUUCUGAGCUUCAAAGGAUGCAUGUGAUGAUGUGUAUUACAUGCUAAUUCGUAUAAGCUGUAUCUGCCAGCUACCACCCUGUGCUUUAAAAAUGCACACACUCAACUCUCUAGCUUGGAGCGCAUCCUUCUGCUUUUCAGAGGGGGUCAGGGGUAGAAUUAUUUAUCCAACAUGAGUAUUCUGGCUGCUACUUGAUGGCGGUCUUUACUUAGUUCCAUAAACUUGCUUUAAAAAUGAUCUUUGUGGCCAGCUCCUCGGAGAGCCUAGGGAACUUCAGGCUGAGAGCUUUGCCAACUGCCAAACAACCCAGCAGGAAGCAAAGCGGCUAUGUAAUCGGGAUGGUUACAUAAGCAGAAGGGACUUGGCAAAUAUGUGGGUAGAUUUAGGCUGAACGUGAGGCUUGGGAAAAAAAAAAAAAAAAAAAAAAAAAAGGACCUUUCUUUGGGGUCAGUCCAAAAGGUAUGACUUUCCUGUGCUCUCAAGUGGUCACUGGGUCAUCUGAGGUCAGGUUUCAUGGGCUCGUUCAGAACCCCCAAAGGUAGGAUUUCUCCUGGGAAGUUUUCAUUUCCAUUUUAUGCCCAAACAGAAUAAAAUGCAAAAUAAACUUUCUAAGCUAAAAUUAUGAAAUUAAGUCAUUUUCCACUUUGUAUAUAUUGAUGCUAAUAAAACAAAUGAAAAA